GCGUCCGUAGUGUACGCCCAGCGCUGCGCCACGUGCUGGAGAACUUCCGCCGGCUUUUACUCGCCCAGCUUCUGGGAGACAGAAGUUGGGGAGGCGGAGACGCGGGGCGGCGAAAGAGGCUGUAACUCUUCUUCCUCUGCUUCACCUUUCACCCAACGGUUUGGAGGGCUGACCUUGAAGUCGGGAAGAACUGGGUUGAAGUCCUACCUCUGACAUAUAAGCUGUAAGACCAUGGGCUUUCAGGAGUGUUCUGGCCUCUGCCCAGUUGCGCCAUGACUCAGGCUUUUGUGAUGUGCCCGUUAUUGAGAGGCUCUGCUGGAAUAUUCUGCCCUCAGGCUGCGUUGUCCCCACGGAGGCCCAAAGGCUUGCGUCCCUUCGGGAGCUGCAUAAUGAAACCCCAGAAGAAAACCGAUCACUUGGAGAGGACAGCAAAAAGCUUUCGACAAGAGGUUUUAUCUCCCGCUAAAGUAUGUGGGCUUAGUGAAGAAUCGGAAACUGUCCGAAGGCUCCGUUUGCUGAUCACCAAUAAAGAUUUUACUUUCAAAGCUGGCCAAUGGGUUGAUUUCUUUAUUCCUGAUGUUCCUGUGUUUGCUGGAUUCUCGAUUUGUUCAAGCCCGAGCCUGUUAAAACGAGAAAGUGCUUUGGAAUUAGCAGUGAAAUAUACCAACCAUGCUUCCUCUCUCUGGGUCCAUACCAAGUGCACGCUCGGCUCCGAAGUGACUGUUCAAGUUGGCGGAAACUUCUACUUUGACCCUCAGCCUUCGGAUCCCCCCGUGAACAUAGUGCUGAUAGCUGGGGGCGUGGGGAUCAACCCCCUCAUUUCCAUCCUCCUGCACCUGACCGAUCUCCAGAGGCAUCGGGACAAGAAGGGAAGCGGUUACGAGAUGGGAAGAGUCAGGCUGUUGUACAGUGCGAGAAACACCAACGAGUUGUUAUUUAAGAGGAGCAUUCUCAAUUUAACAAGUGCAUUUCCUGAGAAAGUCAGGUGUAAUUUCUAUGUCACAAAGCAGACUGCAGAAAUCAGUGAAGAGCUUCGGCCAUAUGUCACUGAGGGGAGGAUCCCCCACGAGGAGCUGGAGGAGCACAUCUUGGAGGACACUCUCUUUUUCAUCUGUGGCCCGCCCACCAUGAUAGAACACUUCUCUCAGCACCUGGAAGCCCGCAGGGUCCCCAAGGAGCGCAUCUGUUUUGAGAAGUGGUGGUAGCCGCUGAGGCGAAGGAGAGAGGGUGGCUGCUGGCCCAGGACAGUGAGCGGGACCGCUUCUGUGCCAUGUGUGCUGAGGCCGCGGGCCUCCCUGGUGCUGCCCCAACACCACCCACCGAGGGGACUCCUCACGGGGGAGGAUGGAGGAGUGUGUGUGUGUACGCGGACAGAGACAACAAAAUCUGCGCCAAGGAGUCACUGAUGACUGGGUGUGGGGGACAGCUGCCUGAAGGGUCCUCGGGAACUCCUCAGCAAUGUUCUCACCCCCACACUGAUUCCACAUUGAUUUUUUGUUCUUUUUCCAGAGGGUGAGGGUGACAAAUGAUUUCUCUUUAUCCCUAAAUAUCUGAAACCAUUGGAUUUGUGUGUGAACUAUUGAUUAUGUAAGAUUUCUCUUUUACAAAAAACAUGUAAUUUAUGUGCAAUAAACUCACAUUUUAAUCAAGUGUU
Sarcophilus harrisii (Tasmanian devil) is the source of this 1654-nucleotide messenger RNA. It is a transcript of the gene OXNAD1, whose product is annotated as oxidoreductase NAD binding domain containing 1. Bases 273 to 1205 code for a protein of 310 amino acids. Gene Ontology annotation, cellular component: mitochondrion. The transcript is spliced from 9 exons. Lineage: Eukaryota; Metazoa; Chordata; Mammalia; Dasyuromorphia; Dasyuridae. Gene Ontology annotation, molecular function: oxidoreductase activity. The record is from RefSeq and is a predicted model, not a curated record.